This is a messenger RNA of Neltuma alba, 2335 nucleotides long. RefSeq names its product cucumisin-like. NCBI's taxonomy places the organism in Eukaryota, Viridiplantae, Streptophyta, Magnoliopsida, Fabales, Fabaceae. The transcript has 9 exons. The record is from RefSeq and is a predicted model, not a curated record. Gene Ontology annotation, biological process: proteolysis. Gene Ontology annotation, molecular function: serine-type endopeptidase activity. Bases 84 to 2180 code for a protein of 698 amino acids.
CGGAGCAGCAUGAUUAUUGAAGUCUUGAUCUUCAUUGCUUCUCAUUAAUUUAUUCACAUUUUGGAUAGACGUAUAUCGUGUACAUGGGGGAUCUCCCGAAGGGAAUGGAAGUCACAGAAUUGCAUCACAUAAGCAUGGUUCAAGGAGUCCUUGGCAGAAACUUCGCACCAGAAGCUUUGGUCCAUAGCUACAGGAAGAGUUUCAAUGGAUUUGCGGUGAGGCUAACAAAAGAGGAAGCGAAAAGAGUGGGCGGAAUGGAUGGUGUAAUCUCUAUGUUCGAAAACAAAAGGCACAGGCCCCAAACAACGAGGUCGUGGGACUUCAUAGGGUUCCCACAGCAAGUCAACAGAACGAGUUUGGAGAGUGACAUCAUCGUCGGAGUAAUCGAUUCCGGAAUUUGGCCCGAAUCUGACAGCUUCAAGGAUCAAGGUUUUGGUCCGCCGCCCAGAAAAUGGAAGGGCUCUUGCCAAAACUUCACUUGCAAUAACAAGAUAAUUGGAGCAAAAUACUUUCGGGUGGAUGGUUUGCUUGGCGAAGAUGGUACUAUGUCUCCAAGGGAUUCAGUUGGUCACGGCACUCACUGUGCAUCCACAGUUGCAGGAAACUGGGUUAACUCGGCGAGUCUAUUUGGGUUAGGCUUGGGCACUGCAAGAGGGGGAGUCCCAUCAGCUCGUAUUGCUGUGUACAAAGCCUGUUGGUCAUCAGAUAGUUGUUAUGAAGUUGAUAUUCUGGCAGCAUUUGAGGAAGCAAUCUCUGAUGGCGUUGACAUACUCUCUGUGUCACUUGGCUCUCUAUCUGUGGUACACCGUGACUUGUUUGAGGAUGUGUACGCAAUUGGAUCUUUCCAUGCAAUGAAGAAUGGCAUUCUAACCUCACUUGCUGCUAUGAAUUCGGGCCCUCAGUUGUUCACUAUAAGUAGUUUUGCUCCAUGGUCGCUUUCAGUGGCUGCUUCCACUAUUGAUAGAAAGUUUUUCACCAAGCUUCAGUUGGGGAAUAGCAUGGUUUUUGAGGGAGUUUCAGUGAACGCAUUUGAUCUUCAUGAUAAAAAGUACCCAUUGAUUUACUCUGGAGAUGCACCCAAUAUCACUGGUGGAUUUAACAGUUCCAUAUCGAGUUAUUGCGUUCAGAACUCUUUAGAUGAGACAUUGGUGAGAGGGAAGAUCGUUGUGUGUGAUGCCCUAAUAGAUAAUGGAGCACUGAAGGCUGGGGCUGUUGGUGUUAUCGCUCCGACGAUUUCCCCAAAAGAUGUGGCAUAUGGGUUUCCGCUUCCUCUCACUUCGCUUACCCGGAAAGAUGGCAAAUCCAUUCGCUCUUACUUAAAUUCAACAAGUAAUCCAACGGCUACUAUAUUUAAGAGCAAUGAAGGCAAAGAUUCUUUGUCCCCAUACGUAGCUUCUUUUUCAUCAAGGGGUCCGAAUCCAAUUACUCCCGACAUUCUCAAACCUGAUUUAACUGCCCCAGGAGUAGAUAUCUUAGCCGCUUGGCCUCCCAAGUCCCCUGUUUCGACUGUGAAAGGAGACAAGAGGGAAUCAGACUUCAAUAUAAUAUCAGGAACUUCCAUGGCGUGCCCUCAUGCUUCUGCUGCAGCUGCCUACGUCAAAUCGUUUCACCCCACCUGGUCCCCGGCAGCAAUAAAGUCUGCCCUAAUGACCACUGCUGCUCCCAUGAAUCCUGAGCUCAACCCGGAAGCUGAAUUUGCAUAUGGAGCUGGACAAAUCAAUCCCAUUAAGGCACUGUCUCCUGGUUUGGUAUACGAUAUCAGUGAAUCAGAUUAUGUGAGGUUCUUGUGUGGACAAGGUUAUGGUACAAAAACAUUACGGCGCAUUACACAUGAUGUCAUCAACUGUAAGAAAAUUAAGAAUGAAACAGCGAGGAGUCUCAAUCUCCCAUCUUUUGCUUUUCAGACAAGCAUCUCAAAAAGUUUUAGCAUUGUAUUUCACAGGACUGUGACAAAUGUUGGAGCAGCUAUGUCGGUAUACAAGGCUAAAGUGAUUGUUCCUUCAUCCCUGUUAACUAUUCAAGUGACACCAGAUGUUCUGUCGUUCUCAUAUGUGGAUGAGAAGAAAUCUUUCAAAGUUACAAUUGAAGGACGCAUAACUGUGCCGAUAGUAUCCGCGUCUUUGAUUUGGGAUGAUGGCAAUGUGCAAGUGAGGAGCCCUAUUGUAGUGUAUGAUCUUUAAUAAGACUCGAGUAGUGACCAACCACGUACGUGUCCAUCAUCAGCCUCGUACAUGUUUGUUGUCCCAUGGAAGGAAGAAGAAAAAUCUUGGUGCGUAGAGUGGACUUCAUGCUACCGGCAAAUGAUGAUUCGUACUUGAGUGUCUUUCAGUUACUC